AUGUCCGAAGCGCGCCUCCCUACCGUUCAGAUCAUCCGUCCGCACCUUCCCUCUUCAUCACGCUUCCUCCUCCUCACGUUUCGGACGGUAGCACGGCGAUUUCCGCCUGUAGCGCGCUCAGCCGUCCCCUCCCCCCUCCCUGUCUCGUCGCGCGCGCAUUGCGCUCCUGCCGCCGCGCACGCUAAGCACCGUCCAGCAGCGCGCGUGCCUGCCCUUCCUUGCGGUGCGCUCUGCCCUUCCUCAAUCCGCCCCUUCCCUCACCCUCCUCCUCCUUCCCUCUCUCCUUUGUGCUUCCCCCAAUACCUCACCUCUUCCUCCUAUUUUCUCUCCCCAUCUGCUGCGGCUCGUAGCUCCUUGUGGCGCGCCCUGCCCUUCCCACAAUCCGCCCCUUCACCCUCCUCCUCCUCCCCUCUCUCCCACUACUGUUUCCUCCUCCUCAUGGCGACCUCUCUCGCCCUCCCCUCCCUCCCUCUGCUGGUCCUUCAGCUUGCGCCCGAUGGCAGUGCAGUCAACUUCCCUAGUUGGCUGAACUGUCUUGAGCGCACGCUGUCUGGCACCCUCGUGAGUGGCUUUAACCUAUGGUUUGUCACCCAGCAGAGUGGUUCUGGCGCCAUUCCCACCUCUCCCUCUGGACCCACCUCUUCCUCUUCUGACCCCUAUGCUGAUGGCCUCCGUGCUGCCAUUGCUGAAACUGAGCGGCUUGUGACCACGGCGCAAGCCACCGCCACGGCUGCUCCUGACAAUGCUGAUGCCCGUGACUUAGCUCGUAUUCUUGCUGAGUCCCUCGAGAGCACCCGCAAGCGCCUCACUGAGCACCUCGCUACCCCUUCUCCUCGCUCUGCGUCUACGCCCAUUUCCUCUGCUCCGUCUCACUCUGACCUUCUCGCUGACUGGCAUGUUGCCAACGCACGUGCCUGUCAGGUCAUCCUUGCCUGCCUCCCUCCAACUCUUCUCCCUCAGUGCUCGCACAUCCGCUAUGCCAAGGACCUUCUCGGCUAUCUUACCGAGCGCUUCCAGUCGCAGACUCCUAUCAGUGUCAUUGCCCUCUUACGCGAGCUCACCUCUCUUCGUCUUGCUGACUUCACCACCAUGGCGGACUACAUCGCUCGUGUGCAGACGCUGUCCUCCCAACUUGCCUCUCAAAAGUUUGAACUUUCCGACCAUGAGCUGGGGAUACCAUGA
Molecule: messenger RNA, 1182 nt
Organism: Closterium sp. Naga37s-1
Lineage: Eukaryota; Viridiplantae; Streptophyta; Zygnematophyceae; Desmidiales; Closteriaceae
Source: the annotation of a GenBank genome assembly